UUGUAAUAUUGACCUUAACCUCUAUGACACCACCCUUACCUCUUCUUCCUUCUUACCCCAAUCAGGGAGACGAUAAUUACGACUCUUCUUUUCAACAGAAUUCUGAAUUUUUUGACAAUCGAAUCCCCUCAUUCCCCCAAGAGAGAACCUCUCAUGUUUACAGUGUACCCCCACAAGACUUAAGUUCUUCUUACCAACAUAACAUGCAUUUCUCCAGCCUGCCAUCUUUUUCUAUUCCUUUUUCGCACCCAGCAACUCCUUUGCCUCCACCUUACGUCGCAGGCCCUAAUGACCAAACUACUUUACUCCAGUCUACUUGCACUGCAAAUUCUGUUUGCUCAUUCCCUCCAACUUACAAAAGAAAAGCAGUUGUGAUUGGAAUUAAUUAUUUUAAUGACUCCCGUUACCGUUUAAGUGGCUGCACAACAGACGCUAAUUGUAUAGAAUACAUGCUCCUCUCUAAGCUUAACUUUCAACCUCCCAAUAUCCUCAAACUCACUGAUGCUUCUGAUGAUUAUCCUAAAAUGCCCACCAAAAAGAACAUCCUCCAAGCGCUCAAGUGGUUAGUCAGAGAUGCCGUUCAUGGCGAUACUUUUUUUUUCCAUUUUUCUGGACACGGCUCGCAAGUGCUUGACCGCAGUGGAGACGAAUCCGACGGCUGGGAUGAGACCAUCUGCCCCGUCGACUUUAAAUCUGCUGGGAUGAUUAUUGAUGAUGAACUUUUCAACAUUCUUGUUCGACCGCUUCCUUUUGGCGCACGACUUUUUAGCAUUAUGGAUUGCUGUCACAGCGGGACUGGACUUGACCUUCCCAUUUGCUAUACCUACAAAGACGGCCAUAUAAGAAGAAAAGCUGAAGGACCUUCUAUUUUUUCCACUGGACUUGCCAAUCUUUUUUUUAAUUCCAAAAGAAAGAAGUUUAAGAAUGCUUCUCACGUUAAAGGCUUAGCAGUUUUAUUUAGUUCCUGUGCUGACAGUGAAACUUGUAUGGACACCAAUAAGCUUUCCGGAGGCGUGUUUAACGGUGUGAUGACUUUUGCCUUCAUUCAGUGUAUUGAAAAUUAUUAUCCUGAUUUAACUUUUGGUUCUUUGUUGAUGCACUUGAACACUUUUAUCAAAAGCAAAAGUUUCAAGCAGGAGCCUAAUUUAAGUUCCACGCAAGAACUUAAUUUUAAUGAAAAGUUUUACAUUUAGUGAAACCGGCCACAUCUCUAUUAACCCGUCAGUUGC
This is a messenger RNA of Zophobas morio, 1229 nucleotides long. RefSeq lists its product as uncharacterized. NCBI's taxonomy places the organism in Eukaryota, Metazoa, Arthropoda, Insecta, Coleoptera, Tenebrionidae. The transcript has 11 exons. Gene Ontology annotation, biological process: proteolysis. The record is from RefSeq and is a predicted model, not a curated record. Gene Ontology annotation, molecular function: cysteine-type endopeptidase activity. Bases 24 to 1193 code for a protein of 389 amino acids.